Molecule: messenger RNA, 1017 nt
Organism: Penicillium egyptiacum
Lineage: Eukaryota; Fungi; Ascomycota; Eurotiomycetes; Eurotiales; Aspergillaceae
Source: the annotation of a GenBank genome assembly
AUGAGAGUGCUCUGGCCAGAUCUUAGACCGGCCAGGGACUUCCCCAAAAGUUUUGAUGAAGCGAUAAUGCGCCAGAUCGACGAUACCAUGGCUAACUUCCUCGAGUUCGAUAGAUACCUCGCGCAUAUUAAAAAACGAAACAUCACGUUCAAUGACCGAGCAAUGGGUGCCUUUCAGCUGGUCAUGCAGUCGCAGCGCAAUGUUUCAACGGAUCGCAAAGUCUCAGGCAUUGAGUCCGAUUCCUCCAUCACCCAACGUUCUGCUCGGACACAGUACCAACAUGGUCCCUCUGCAGAAGGAACUAGCAGCUCCGCAAGCGCCAGCAGAACAAGCGAUACUGCAUCGGCCGCCAUAUCAGCGAGCGACACCCUAUCGGCCGGCGGUAUUUCAGCAGCUGCUGAUUCUGAUAUCCCAUUCAGACGGACCAAAGAUAAGCAGCUUGUAAAUGACCCUCUUUUGCUGUUCCUGCAGGCUCUGACGGUCCAUCUACCUGAUAUGCGAUGCGAAUGGUCCUCAAUUCGCUCUCCGUUCAUGAAGGCAUCAUUUGGGAAUAACACAAUGACUGCGCGCAUUGACGGGUGUCUAGUGGGAACUGAUACCGAUGACAUCUUCGCCAUUGCCGAGCUCAAGCCGAAGGUCCGAAACCGCAAUGCAUGGCCUGAGCUUUUGUGGCAAGAGGCCGCUGAGAUGGUUCCCUGGAUACUGCACGAUGAGGAGCAACCCCGAGAAACUCCCAUUGAACGACGCAUGCUUGUCUCGCAAGACAACCAUGAAAUCUGGUUGACUCUUGCCCAGUACGACAAAGAAUAUGCCCAGUACCUAAAACAAGAACCCCCAACUCCCACACGACAAGACCCUGGUCCUUCUCAAAGACCUUUGCACUUCAUGAGGAUGCGUGAAUAUGGUCCGUGGAAGAUUCAGGGUGCGAUUAAUAUGAGGGACUCGGCGAAAAUACUUGUUCGCUGGGCUUUCGAGGCCACAGACGUCAUUGACAGUUCUAAGCCUCGUGAUGCAUGA